AUGGCUCCAGUCACUUUGUUUAUUUCAUUUCUUCUCACUAGUUUUGCUGUUCUUCACUCUGCUCAAGAAGACAGAAACUACACACGUUGUCAACCCUACUUAUGUAAUGAUGUAUUUGGCAGCCUCUCUUUCCCCUUCAAGUCUAAGGAACAACCUCCCGAAUGCGGAUUGUAUUCUGUUGAUUGUUCUGAAGUGCCUCCGAAGAUCCAACUUAAAGAGGGAGGAUACUGGCAUGAAAUUACAAGCCUCUCCAACAAUACUAUUUCGAAUGUUUCAGUGAUCAUUAGCGAAGAGCUUCGAGAGCGCUUAGUAAGUAAUCCUUGCGAUGAUGAGAACAUUGGGAAAUUAAGUCUUACCAGCCCUUCUCCAGCAUUUAAAGUGUCCGUCACACACGAUCAGACCCUGUUAAAAUGCAGCAAUCCCCUGAACACAACUUCUUAUAAGGAUCUUAAAUUCGGCUGCAAGAGUGGUCCUCUCCAUCGUUAUUAUUACUAUUAUAUUUCUUCCAACUCUGUACCAGGUCCUUCGCCUCCGUCACAGUGCUCAGUUGUUUGGCUCCCUCUUCUUACGGGUUGGAAUCUUUCGAAUCAACCUUCCUCUAAUUUCGCUCCUGAUUUCAUCUCUCCUAACUUCAGCCUUCAAGUGACAGUACCCAAAGAAUGUUGUGAAUGCAUUGCAACAGGAGGCAUUUGCCAGGUACACGAGGAAGAAACAGAAACUACUUGUUUACCUGCACCAAGUCCACCAACAGCUGGUGGAUUAGUUGGUCUCCUAGUCCUAGUACUGGUUGUACUUUGCUGCUUAAGGAGAAAGUUAGCGUCUUCUAGAUUUAUUUUCUUUUGGAAGAAGCAAAACCAAAAUCUGGAGGCCAUUCUAUCAAACUAUGGACUACUUCAAGUUAAAAGAUACAGCUAUUUCGAUGUUAAGAAGAUGACCAAUUCUUUUGAAGAAAAAUUAGGACAGGGCGGAUAUGGUGGUGUAUAUAAAGGAAAAUUAAAAGACGGCUCUCUGGUAGCGGUGAAGGUCUUAAACAGAUCAAAAGGUAAUGGAGAGGAUUUUAUGAACGAAGUUGCAGCUAUUAGUAGAACUUCCCAUGUCAACGUUGUCAGUUUGUUGGGGUUUUGUUUCGAGGGCUCAAAGAGAGCACUCAUUUAUGAGUUCAUGCCUAAUGGAUCUCUCGAGAAGUUCAUAUAUGAUGCAAAUAACCCGCAAAAGGAUCAUCACUUGGGAUGGGAAGCACUGGAACAAAUUUCACUUGGCAUUGCUCGAGGCCUAGAGUACUUGCAUCGUGGCUGCAACACAAGAAUUUUGCAUUUCGACAUCAAGCCUCAUAACAUUCUUCUUGAUGAGAACUUCUCACCAAAAAUCUCUGAUUUCGGCCUUGCAAAAAUAUGUGACAGGAAAGAGAGUAUUGUGUCAAUGUUGUAUGCAAGAGGUACCGCUGGAUACAUCGCUCCAGAGGUGUUCUGUAGAAGUUUUGGAGGGGUCUCGCACAAAUCGGAUGUGUAUAGUUAUGGAAUGAUGCUUUCGGAGAUGGCUGGGGGAAGAAGGAACAUCAAUGUUGAAGCUGAAAAUACUAGUGAGAUAUACUUUCCACACUGGGUUUACAAGCGUCUUGAAUUGGACGAGGAACUUGGCCUGCAGAGUAUCCAAAGUGAGGAAGACAAAGUACGAGCAAGAAAGUUGAUAAUAGUAAGCUUGUGGUGCAUACAGACUGAUCCCUCAAACCGACCAGCGAUGAAAGAAGUGAUAGAAAUGCUUGAAGGGAGUGUGGAGUCCUUGAAGAUACCACCCAAGCCCUACUUGUCUUCUCCUGCAAAAUCCCCUGCAGUGGCAGAUUCUUCUAGUACAUUGGUAUCAAUACAAUAA
Messenger RNA from Fragaria vesca subsp. vesca, 1869 nucleotides. RefSeq names its product probable receptor-like protein kinase At1g67000-like. Gene Ontology annotation, biological process: protein phosphorylation. Lineage: Eukaryota; Viridiplantae; Streptophyta; Magnoliopsida; Rosales; Rosaceae. Gene Ontology annotation, molecular function: ATP binding; protein kinase activity. The record is from RefSeq and is a predicted model, not a curated record. The transcript has 2 exons. The coding region runs from base 1 to 1869 and encodes 622 amino acids.